Messenger RNA from Salvia miltiorrhiza (redroot sage), 993 nucleotides. RefSeq lists its product as uncharacterized. NCBI's taxonomy places the organism in Eukaryota, Viridiplantae, Streptophyta, Magnoliopsida, Lamiales, Lamiaceae. The transcript has a single exon. The record is from RefSeq and is a predicted model, not a curated record. The coding region runs from base 1 to 993 and encodes 330 amino acids.
AUGCAAGAUAAAGGCAAGUUUCUUGGAUUGGUUGUUUAUGUUGAUGAUAUAUUGCUUGCUAGCAAUGAUGACAAUUUGGUGGAUUCUUUUAAGGCUUUCUUGAGCAACAAUUUUAAGUUCAAAGACUUGGGAAGACCUUCUUACUUUCUGGGUUUGGAGAUUGCUCGCAACACCAAAGGUAUCUACCUAUGUCAACGCAAAUAUGUUUUAGAUUUACUUAAAGAUGCAGGGCUUUUGAACUGUAGACCAGCUUCUACCCCUAUGGAAUCUGGCAAGCACUUGGACUUAGAGGAAGGUCCUAGCUUAACUGAUUUUACUCCGUAUAGGCGACUCGUGGGCAGGCUAUUAUACCUCUGUUUGACACGCCCAGACAUCACUUUUGCGGUCCAUAAUCUCAGUCAGUUCCUUUCCAAACCAUGUGAAGGUCAUAUGGCAGCAGCUGAAAGGAUUUUGAGGUAUCUAAAAGGAACAAUCGGGCAUGGACUGUUCUUCGACAAGAACUCCACCAUGGACUUAUCUUCCUUUUCUGAUGCUGAUUGGGCAUCUUGCCCCGCAACUCGCCGUUCCGUCACCGGUUUUGCUAUCUUUCUUGGAUCGUCUUUAAUUUCAUGGAAAUCUAAAAAGCAGUCUACUAUCUCUAGAUCUUCAGCUGAGGCUGAAUAUCGGGCAAUGGCACAAACUAGCUGUGAGGUAACUUGGGUUCGUAAUCUCUUGCUGGAAUUUGGGAUUCGACAGUCACGUGCCACACCUCUGUACUGUGAUAAUAAAGCAGCAGUCUACAUUUGCAACAAUCCCGUCUUCCACGAGCGAACUAAGCACAUCGAGAUUGACUGUCACACUGUGCGGAACAAGUACUUGGCCGGCGAACUUAAGCCAUUACAUAUCAAGAACGAUCUACAACUCGCCGAUGUUCUCACCAAAGCUUUGCCUGCUCCUGCUUUGCGUAACAUCAUGAUCAAGAUGGGAUUUACCAGUAUUUACCUUCCAUCUUGA